Prunus persica (peach) is the source of this 2725-nucleotide messenger RNA. RefSeq names its product cytokinin dehydrogenase 3. Gene Ontology annotation, molecular function: FAD binding; cytokinin dehydrogenase activity. The transcript has 5 exons. Lineage: Eukaryota; Viridiplantae; Streptophyta; Magnoliopsida; Rosales; Rosaceae. Gene Ontology annotation, biological process: cytokinin metabolic process. The coding region runs from base 914 to 2464 and encodes 516 amino acids. The record is from RefSeq and is a predicted model, not a curated record.
AAUUAUGCCAUUGAAACACAAACAGAAAGACCAUGGCUGCUUAUAAUUAUAGCCGUAUUUGACUUUUACCCAUCACUUGUAGCUCUAGAUACACACAAACAAAUCUUACAUGGAAGAAAGUUAGCGAUUUUGUCUCCCACAUUUUUUUGGUGACAUAUUAAAUCCAUGAAUCUCAAUAUAAUCUAACGAUUGGCUUAACUCGUGAAACUCUCUCCACUCUAAACCCUGAAGGGAAAAUCUCAAACUAGAUCCUUUUGAUGAUUCUCAAAUUUGACAGCCAUCCAUGCUUAAAUAAUAAAAAAACAAAAAAAACAGAGACCUUCUAAAUAAACAAAUAACUAGAAAAAUUGACCAAACUUGACAUUGCUUGACCUAAGAUAAGAAUCCAACGGCCGAAACGCAUCGAGUUUGGUCUUCAUAUUGGCCCACACAUGAAGAAAUCUGAACCCUCCAAAUGGCCCACAAGAUUAAUGGAGUUAGAAAUCUGUGGGUGCCAAGGAAUCUUCAUCGAACAUCAUGAUUUCUAACGCAUACAAAAAACGCAUACGAAAGACUCAUACCAAAAACGCAUACAGAACGGGUAACAAGUAGUAAAACCCUUUUUCUUUUCUUUUCCUUUUCCUUUUCCUAUCUCACACGAGUAAUUCAUGACGUUGGAAGAAAAAGAAUAAUCAAAUCCAAGGCCUCGUCCUUGCGUAUCUUUGAAAAGGAUAAUACAACAAGUUAGGCCACAAACACGACGUCGUUUCGAGGUUUCCACUCUGGUUGGUUCUCAUGCAGCUUCAUUUCCCUAUAUAAACAUAUAUGCACACAUCUUCCCCCUUCAUCUCAAACACCAACAAGCACUUCCUUCUGUUCCUUCUCUCUCUCUCUCUCUCUCUCUCUCUCUCUCUCUCUCUCCAAAAAAAACAAAAUGGGUGAGAAGUUUCCAACCCCAACACUUUUGAUAGUCAUAUUCUUCAUUUUGAGCCGUCUGAUCUCAACCAUCGGGUACAGUCUUCGUGAUGAUCCUGAGUCCAUUAGAUUAGCUUCUAGCGAUUAUGGCCACAUUCUGAGAGAAAACCCAGCAGCUGUUUUGUACCCAACCUCCAUUGAUGAAAUUUCAAGCUUGAUCAAAUUCUCAAACCUUAUUUCCACCCCUUUCAGCAUAGCUGCUAGAGGCCAUGGCCAUUCCACCAUGGGACAAGCCAUGGCUCCAAAUGGGGUUGUGGUGGACAUGAUGUCCUUGAAAAAUCACCUCCCUUCUCAUGCCUCUGGGAUUAUUGUUAACACUUUUAAUUCAAGUGUUAAUAAUAAUUAUUAUUAUGCUGAUGUGGGAGGUGGUCAGCUUUGGAUUGAUGUGCUGCAUGCCUCAUUAGAACAUGGACUUGCACCGGUCGCGUGGACCGACUACUUGUACUUAACCGUCGGUGGGACCCUCUCCAACGCCGGCAUCAGCGGCUCGGCUUUCCGGUUUGGUCCUCAGAUUAGCAAUGUGUAUGAAAUGGAUGUCGUCACUGGACAAGGUGAUUUUGUGACUUGCUCCCCACAAAACAACUCUGAUCUCUUCUUUGGGGUCCUUGGAGGCUUAGGUCAGUUUGGGAUCAUAACCAGGGCAAGAAUUGCCCUAGAGCCAGCUCCAAAAAGGGUUAAGUGGGUGCGAAUGCUUUACAAUGACUUCUCGGCAUAUGCCAGAGACCAAGAACGUUUAAUUUCAGUCAAUGGAAGGAAACAAAGCAAUGCCCUUGAUUACUUAGAAGGUUCACUUCUAAUCAACCAGGGUUCCCCUAAUAAUUGGAGAUCCUCCUUUUUCCCACAAUCCACUUACUCGAGAAUUAUUUCUCUUGUAACCAAACAUGGCAUAAUCUAUUCCCUGGAAGUUGCCAAAUAUUAUGACCAACACACUGAAACGGCAGUGGAUAAGGAACUUGAACUUCUACUCAAAGGGUUGAGUUUUCUUCCUGGAUUUGUGUUCGAGAAGGAUGUCGCCUAUGUGGAGUUUCUGAAUAGAGUUAAAUCUGGAGAGGAAAAGCUUCAGUCACAAGGACAGUGGGAUGUUCCUCAUCCAUGGCUGAAUCUCUUUGUUCCGAAAAGUCGCAUCUCGGAUUUUGAUGCAGGCGUGCUUAAGGGCAUUGUUCUUAAGCGAAACAUUACCACCGCACCAGUCCUCCUUUACCCAAUGAACCGGACCAAAUGGGAUGAUCGGAUGUCAGCAGUUGUGCCCGAAGAAGAAGUUUUCUACACCGUGGGAUUUUUGCAUUCAAGUGGGUUUGAUGAGUGGGAGGCACUUGAGGAGCAAAACAAAGAGAUACUAAAAUUUUGUGCUAGUGUUGGUAUAGAGAUUAAGCAGUAUCUUCCCUACUACAAAACACAACAAGGUUGGAUGAACCACUUUGGCUCGAAAUGGAAAACCUUCCAGAAGAGGAAAGCUUUGUUCGACCCCAAGAAAAUACUUUCACCAGGACAAAGAAUUUUCAACAAAUAACAUAUAAUAAUUCGGACUGAGGCAUUAAUAAAUUAAUUUUAUUUAGUACGUUUAGAAAGCUAGUAUUAGUUUAAAUUAAUUAGAGUUUAUAUAUAAGUUUACAAAUAAUUAUGUGGAAGAAGAAUUGUAAGGUACCUUUGGGCGUGAAGAUUAGCAUUGUAAAAUAUUAUUUGGGCUUUUAAAUUAGUAUAUUUCAGAUAUUUUGUUUUUUUCUCCUUUUGUUUUAUUAUAUUGUCAUCAAAUCAAGGACAUGAAGUUGGU